GCUCAGGACUACAGCCCUGCUCCCUGCCUCUUGCUGUGCUGAUCUGUGGUUUCGGGGUCAGUGGAUUAUUCUCUUGCUUAUCUUAUGUUUUCUUUUCUACUCCUGCCAGCUGUGCAAACCAAAAGCAGAUGUUUUGAUUAAGACCGGGCGAAAUGUGCCAGGAAAUGGAUAAAAGAAACAAAGCAUUACGUCCCCAAAUGAUGUGUUUCAGGUGAUGGGGUGGGACUCUGUGCACCUUCAAAAGCCAAGAGGCUUCCUGCACUGGUACCUCUGGGGUAUAUAAACCCUGCAGCCCCUCUCUGAAGGGGGAGUCAUCCAGAACUGUACAGGACAGGAGGAGCUCUGAAUAAGCCUUGCACACAUACACACUUAAACACACACACAGGCACAGAGAGGAAGAGAUAGAACGAGGAAGGAAGGAGAGUGCAUUCCUGCAGAACUAACUAAUAUAGCUAAUUUCAUUCAAGCUCUGCAGAAAGUGGUGAAAGAAGCUCUUUGGAAGGAUCCUCCAUGAAGCUGAUGAUGAAUGAGACGUGCCUGGCUGUGGACGUGCUGCUGUUGUGUCUGUGGUGUGGAGUAUGCGGAGUGUCCGCUCUGAACUCCACCGCGGCGCCCUCGCUCACUCCAGCCGGCCUGGGCGCGCCUCUGCCGGGCUCGGACGCGGCUCUUUCCCCGCGGGGCAGAAAGAGGCGCGCCAUCUCCCAGGAGGACAUGCUGGCCAUCCUGCAGUACCACAACAAGGUCCGGGGCAAGGUCUUCCCUCCCGCCUCUAACAUGGAGUACAUGGUGUGGGAUGAUAGCUUGGCCAAGAGAGCAGAAGAAUGGGCUUCCACAUGUCUUUGGGAACAUGGCCCAAGAAAUCUUCUGCGAUUUUUGGGGCAGAAUCUUUCUGUAAGGACUGGAAGGUACAGAUCCAUUCUGCAGCUGGUGAAGCCCUGGUAUGAUGAAGUGAAAGACUACUCCUUCCCCUACCCUCGAGACUGCAACCCCAGAUGUCCUCUGAAGUGCUAUGGACCGAUGUGCACACAUUAUACACAAAUGGUUUGGGCAACAUCAAAUAAAAUUGGAUGCGCCAUCCAUACAUGUUAUAAUAUGAACGUGUGGGGAUCGGUAUGGAAAAGAGCAACAUACCUGGUGUGCAACUAUUCACCAAAAGGUAACUGGAUUGGUGAAGCUCCAUAUAAAGUUGGUGUGCCGUGCUCCAUGUGCCCCCCCAGCUAUGCAGGGUCAUGCAGUAACAACAUGUGUGUCCCUGCUGUGAACUCAAACUACCUGCACUGGUUCAAAUAAACCAGCAGGCAGGAUGCACGUCACAGAGACGCUCUCCACUUCGGAGGUUUUUUGCACAACAUUCCUGAAUUACCCUAAUUUGUAUAUAUGGAACUAUUUAAAAUAUACCCUUUUUGUUUAUGAUUAUUUUUUUCUUUAAGACUAUAAAUUAUUUUCAUACUUUUUUAUACCUGGUACUGAGAUUCAUAUAUUGUAAUUCAUUUAUUGGGACAAAAAAUGUGUAUAAUACCACAAACUGUAUAAUAACAUGAAUGGUGCUGAUUUUUAUUUGUUGGUUUAUUCAUAAAAUCACUACACCACAUCAACAUUAGUUCACUUCAGAUAAAGGGUUGGAUAGAGAUCAUGACAGCUGCUUUAACUAUUAACUGGUGCUAUGGAUAGUCUGCAUUUACUAAUUCUGCUCAGGUCAUUUUCAGGGGCCUUGACAGUUCAUGUUUAGUGAAUGUGAGUAUCUGAGUGCUUUAAAACUAUUUAAAGAGGUGCUCAGCUUUAAUACAAUGUGUAAUCAAUGCAUUGUGUCAGUCAGUCCAUUCAGUUUUGUAUCAUACGACCUUAAAUAUGUUUUGACGUUCCAGUGCGAUAAGUAUAUAAAGCAUGUCUGCACUUAAAUAGAUGUAAAUAAAUAUUUAGACAGUAACAUAGCCAUUCUUGAAAAGCAAGAUCAGUGAAAUAAAAAUAAAAGUAACACACAGUUUAUAUGGAGGAGGCUUAAUUAUAUAUCAACCAUAUGCACAUAAAUGUUAAAAUGUUUUAGUGCUACUAGGGACUACAGGAUAGGCAGCAUUCUUGAUCUUAAUGGUUAUGCAUUAACAUUUUGGCUAAGCAAGCUAAUGAAUCUAGGUAGCUAUAGGUUGCAUACAAGUAUAUUGGGAACAUAGCCAUUGUAUGUGCUAGCCAGGGUAAUGAUACAGUUGUGAUUAGCUAACAUUAAUGCUAGCCAAGUUAAUGUUGUCAUUAAAACAGAAGAAGUGGUAGAGCACGUUGCUCUUCAAGAAAAUUCUUGUAACACUUUGCGUCAGUUUCCCAGAUAGACUACACAGCAGUUUCAAUUCAGAUUUUCCAUUAUAAAGGAAAAUAUGACUAGGCUUAAUCCAUCUCUGGGAAACGGCCCCUUUAUUGUUGUAACUAAUCAUCUGUGUGCUUUUGUUAAAUGAUGUAGAUACAUAUAUGAUUGUUUUAUGAUUGAUUAUGUAAAAAGAUGGCCUAUUAUCUGUGGUUGUUUCUAUUGGCAUUCAGAAAUGUCUGUGUACGACUUAAAAGCAAAUAUGACUUUUACAUGUUUUAUCAAAGUUCUUCAUUAGAGAAUUAAAUGUUACCAAAGUUAAAUACUUUCAAAUAACAUGUUUUAAGUGUAAAACACACACAUAAUGUUCUAAAGGGCUAUUCUUUAAACAAUGGUUUUAUGUAUUUUAUGUAUUUUCAAGCAUAUUGCUUGAAUUCCCUCUGAAAUCCCUCUGUUAUUUAUUUUUUUUUAUUUUUUUUUUGUCAUGUAAGACUAGAUUGUAUUGUUACUGUUUUAGCACUCCCACAAUACCUGUGACUAAGUGGAACAAGCUGCUUCAGCAUUCUGUCAUUUCUGGCUUGGAGACGUAGAAAAGGGUGACUGGUGUGCCCUGCAGAAAAUUUGUCAUUUUGCCUCAGACUUCAGACAGAAUUUGAGGAAAAGUUGAAAAUGUAGCUAGGCGCCUGAUUCUAGCAUGGACUGUUAUUUGAGUUUCUGUAUAAUGAGAGUUGUCACAGUUUCACUCGCACUGACUGAAUUCUAAUUUCUUUUGUAUGUAGUUUUAUAUCAAGCUGUUGUAUUUUGUACUGCUGAAUAAAGCCAAAGAUUUGCUUA
Astyanax mexicanus (Mexican tetra) is the source of this 3127-nucleotide messenger RNA. RefSeq names its product peptidase inhibitor 15a (gene pi15a). Gene Ontology annotation, cellular component: extracellular region. The transcript is spliced from 6 exons. Bases 511 to 1290 code for a protein of 259 amino acids. Lineage: Eukaryota; Metazoa; Chordata; Actinopteri; Characiformes; Acestrorhamphidae. The record is from RefSeq and is a predicted model, not a curated record.